AUGGCCAUGGUUGAAUUCAAGCACUUUUAUGCUGUUAAAAAAUGUGCCAACUAUGCUUAUGUGAAGUCCCAUCCUUUAUUACCUCAUCAAGUCCAUGAUGCUUUGCUUGAAAGGAUGGGGUGCACUUACUCUGUGUACAGGAAGAAAAAAUCAAGCUUUCCUGAAGUCGUGGUUUUUGUUCCAUCAACAAGAAUUCCUGUGCAAUCCGAUCUUCAAAGGGUGCUUAAGGGAGUAAUUCCACGGGAUCUUGCUGAUAAAUUGACUUCACUAAGGAAUCAGAUAGUGUUGGUAGCAGAGGAUACUGGUGGAUCAGCUAUAGCUGAAUUGAGGCGAGCUUUGAAUGAAUAUUUGUCUCUUCUAAUUGGCCUUACGAAGAAAGAGUAUGGUCUUGAAGGACUAAUAGAUUACAAAUGGAAAAAUUUAGAAGAUGGGAAACAAGAUAGCAGUGUAACAAAUACCUGGUUUGAGGUGCUAUCUGCGGUUCACCUUAUGGCUAUGCUGACACUUUCUGAGGCUGACUCACUGAUGAUUCCAAAAGACUCCACUGGCUCUGGAUUCAGGGUUGUAUCUUCAGAUAGCAAGAGGGAAGCAAUUGAUUUGUUACUCAAGGCCUCAGGAUACCUGGAGUUCUGUUUAAGGGAUAUUCUUACUCGGAUACCUCCUGAAAUCAGGAAUAUUUUUCCGCACGACCUGCAGGAGGGUGUAUUGGAGGCUAUUGCUAUUCAAACACUAGGCCAGGGAACUGAGAUUCAACUUGGUCUUGCGGUGGAAUGUCAGAAGGCAACUUUGUCUGUGAAGAGGAGGUUGGCAUGUGAACAGCUGAUAUACUUUAGUCAGGCUUAUCACUGCUUGCUAGGAUGCGACACCAACCAAGGGCGUGGAAGGAAGCAUCUCCGAUUCAUUAAAUGGAAAUUCCUUGAAGCCAAGGCUGCAGCCUACUACUACCAUGGUCUGAUCCUUGACAAGGGUAAUGAACCGAACAGUUCCAUUGCUGCUGUGUCUUGUUUUCUUGCAGCAGAAGAGCUUCUGGCUGAAAGCAAGAAGGCCAUCUUAAGCUUUUGCCUUGCAGCUCCAGUUACAAGGGCUCCUCCUCUCUGGGGUGCUAUGAAAUUCUUACAUCAGAAAAUUCCUGAAGUUGCAUCAAGGAAGUCCCAGAUGCAUGGCUACCUGUGGGAGCAAGAGAAGGGUCUCCAAUCAUUGCCAGACCUUCCUGAGUUUCAAUUAUCAUUACAUCCAGAUGACUAUGAACUGCCUGAAAUUGAUCCAGCAUGGGAUAGUAGAAACUGGGAAACUCUAGGACAGCCAUUGAAGGAGCACCUUAUAGAUAGUGAUGAGAAUCCAACUGAUUGA
This is a messenger RNA of Sphenostylis stenocarpa, 1350 nucleotides long. Lineage: Eukaryota; Viridiplantae; Streptophyta; Magnoliopsida; Fabales; Fabaceae. The record is from the annotation of a GenBank genome assembly.